Molecule: messenger RNA, 2909 nt
Organism: Taeniopygia guttata (zebra finch)
Lineage: Eukaryota; Metazoa; Chordata; Aves; Passeriformes; Estrildidae
Gene: SLC15A1
Product: solute carrier family 15 member 1
Biological process (GO): oligopeptide transport; transmembrane transport
Cellular component (GO): membrane
Molecular function (GO): oligopeptide transmembrane transporter activity
Source: RefSeq, a predicted model, not a curated record
GCCCGGCCGCCCCCGGCACCUUCCUUCCCUCUUUCCUUACCUUCCUCCUGACUUUCAGCCCCGAGCGCUCCGGACCGCGCCGGCGACAUGGGUGGAAAAACUACCGGCAAGUCGGUGCUCUGCUUUGGCUUCCCUUUGAGCAUUUUCUUCAUCGUCAUCAAUGAGUUCUGCGAGAGGUUCUCCUACUAUGGCAUGAAAACUGUGCUCACUUUGUAUUUCACACGUUUCCUACACUGGGAAGACAACUUUGCCACUGCCAUCUACCACACAUUUGUUGCUCUGUGUUACUUGACGCCGAUCCUUGGAGCAAUCAUUGCGGACUCUUGGCUGGGAAAGUUUAGGACCAUUCUUUACCUGUCCAUUGUCUAUGCGAUUGGGCAGGCAGUGCUGUCUGUGGGCUCCAUAAAUGACCUGACGGACCACAACCACGAUGGCACUCCUGAUACUAUAGCAGUGAACAUCGCUCUGUCCAUAGUUGGCUUGGUCCUUAUUGCCUUGGGUACUGGUGGGAUCAAACCAUGUGUGUCAGCAUUUGGUGGAGAUCAGUUUGAAGACGAUCAGGAAAAGCAAAGAAGUACCUUCUUCUCUCUCUUUUAUUUGUCCAUUAAUGCUGGAAGUCUCUUAUCUACUUUAGUCACUCCAACUAUCAGAGCUUCAGAGUGUGGCAUUCAUACCAAACAGGAAUGUUACCCGCUUGCUUUUGGAGUUCCUGCUAUCCUCAUGGCUGUUGCCUUGGUUGUGUUUGUAAUUGGAAGCAAAAUGUACAAGAAAGCUAAACCACAAGGAAAUGUAAUGCUUGAAGUUUCCGAAUGUGUUGGAUUUGCCAUCAAAAACAGGUUUCAACAUCUUGGCAAGGAGUUCCCCAAGAGAGAGCACUGGCUGGACUGGGCAAGUGAGAAGUAUGAUAAACGACUGAUUGCUCAGAUAAAGAUGGUGUUGAAGGUGCUUUUCCUUUACAUCCCUCUUCCCAUGUUCUGGGCAGUUUUUGACCAGCAGGGGUCAAGAUGGACACUGCAAGCCACAGCAAUGAAUGGGGAUUUUGGUUUUCAAAUUCAACCAGACCAAAUGCAGAUUGUGAAUCCCAUCCUGAUUGUUAUAAUGGUCCCAGUUGUAGAUUCUUUGGUUUAUCCUUUAAUCAAGAAAUGCAAGCUGAAUUUUACGCCCCUGAAGAAGAUGACUGUGGGCAUGUUCCUUGGCUCUAUGGCUUUUGUUGCUGCUGCCCUUGUGCAAGUGCAAAUAGAUAAAAGCUAUCCAGUUUUCCCUGCAGCUGGGCAAGCUCAAAUUAAGUUAAUAAAUCUGGGUUCUGUUCCUGCAACAGUUCAGUUCCAGCCUCAACUUCAGAGUGUGGAUGUAGCACCUAAUAAGGAGACUGGCUACAUGACAUUUGAGACUUCUAAACUGGAAUCAUUAAACAUAGCUUCUGGAACUCUAAAUAAAACUAAGUCUUUGGAUCUGAUAGAGAAACAACGCUACACUUUCGCAUUUAAAUGGGAUCCAGCAAAGAUCAGUUACAAUUUGAUAGAGGACAAUAUCACAGCAAAACCAGCAGAUGGAAAAAGUCUCGUCAGGUUCAUAAACAAUUCCAAUUUUACUGUCAAUGUUACUAUGGGUGACAUGGCUUUUGGAGAGCUGCAACCUCUUUCUGUCAGUAAUUACAGCGUCAUUUCAAAUCCAGGCUGGUCAUAUACCAUUAAUGCUUCAAUGCCUAACACUUGUACAGUUGAUUCAAAGGAAUUUGGAUAUGGUGCUGCCUAUACCAUUUCACUUGAUGAUUGUGUUGGAAAAAAACUUAUCAUUACACACUUUGAAGAUAUUGCACCAAAUACGGUCCAUAUGGCUUGGCAGAUCCCUCAGUAUUUUCUUCUUACAUGUGCAGAAGUACUGUUCUCUGUCACUGGGCUGGAAUUUUCAUACUCACAGGCCCCAUCUAACAUGAAGUCAGUGCUGCAGGCAGGAUGGCUGCUGACUGUGGCUGUUGGUAACAUAAUUGUCCUUAUUGUGGCUGGGGCAUCUGCAAUCAAAAAGCAGUGGGCAGAGUAUGUGCUGUUUGCUGCCCUGCUGUUGGUAGUUUGCGUCAUUUUUGCUAUCAUGGCUUCUUUUUAUACCUAUAUUGAUCCAAAUGAGAUUGAAGCCCAGUUCAGCAAGGAAGAAAAGGAAGAAAAGAAGGCUCGAGAUGGCAAUGAAAAGGAAGCUGAAACUGAUUCUCGACUGUAAAGGAGUAUUCAAGGAGUGUUUGUAAAUAAUGGAAAUUCCAUGCGCUGUCCUGCAGUCAGAGGAAUCAGGGUAUCAGUUAUAACACCUCUGGAUUACAUGUCUUGUGGGAGACAUUAAGCAAGACUGUUUUAACUUAAAGUGCAGCCUCUCUAGGGAAGCAAUAGGAAAAUAUUAGUCUCUCUCUUGUACUGAAUGUGGUAUCCUGAAGAAACUCCAGCAGAAGCUGCACUCUUAAUGCUCCUCAAUCUUAAAUAUUAUAGCAUUAUAAUAUUGAAAUUAGACUUGGAACUAUUGGACCCUUUGAAAAGAUAUAUUUUUAUACUGUAUUUCAAUUUUGUAUCAUGAAAGAAACAAGACUUGUGAAGAAACAGCAACUGAAGCCAAGCUCUCUGCACGAUCUCCCUAGCAUCACUGUUACUUGAAAACAGCAGGUCACAUGUGCCUUAAAUUCCUUAUAGAGAAUGGGAGCAAAGCUCUGGCAGUGAUCAGAUGAAAAUGUUGUCUGUGUUCCAAGUGGCAGUAACUUGGAUCUGUUCUGUAACAUAAUGCGUUAUCUGCCUGUUAACUACCCAUUUAACUCCUGUUAUGUCUUUAGUUAAUAUUAGAAGUCCUCACUCUGGUAAAGUGAUAACAGCAAAUAGCAAAUGACCUUUGGAACAAGCAAGAGCAAUAAAACUUACAUAAUAACAAAAUAA